AUGUCUGACCACAAAUACGAAUUCCAGGUCGCCAUGUCCUGCGGCGGCUGCUCCGGCGCCGUCACCCGCGUGCUUAACAAACUCGAGGGAGUCAAGGAAUUCGACGUAUCGCUCGAGACAAAGAUCGUCAAGGUUACCACCGAGCCCAGCGUCGACUACGACACCGUGCUCAACAAGAUUGGCAAGACGGGCAAGAAGAUUGAGAGCGGGGCCGAGAUUAUAGACGGGCAGAAGGUGGAGAAGAGCGUUGCUUUGCAGACGGAGGCUUAG
Morchella importuna is the source of this 270-nucleotide messenger RNA. RefSeq lists its product as uncharacterized. The record is from RefSeq and is a predicted model, not a curated record. Gene Ontology annotation, molecular function: copper chaperone activity; metal ion binding. Lineage: Eukaryota; Fungi; Ascomycota; Pezizomycetes; Pezizales; Morchellaceae. The transcript has 2 exons. Gene Ontology annotation, biological process: copper ion transport. Bases 1 to 270 code for a protein of 89 amino acids. Gene Ontology annotation, cellular component: cytosol.